Messenger RNA from Drosophila subobscura, 946 nucleotides. Its product is annotated as ubiquitin-conjugating enzyme E2 R2-like. The record is from RefSeq and is a predicted model, not a curated record. Lineage: Eukaryota; Metazoa; Arthropoda; Insecta; Diptera; Drosophilidae. Gene Ontology annotation, molecular function: ubiquitin conjugating enzyme activity. The transcript has 2 exons. The coding region runs from base 55 to 726 and encodes 223 amino acids. Gene Ontology annotation, biological process: protein polyubiquitination; ubiquitin-dependent protein catabolic process.
UUUUCAAUCGAUUCCACAUCGACAACACAGGGAAACGAAACAAAACACAAAGAAAUGGGCGAACCAGUUACAACUGAACCACAACCGACCACCAUGGCUGUGGCCGUACUGUACAAGGAGAUCGCGGAGCUGAAAAAGGGUAAGCUCGAGGGCUUCCGCGUGAGAUUGGUCCGUGAGAACGAUCCCUUCGAGUGGGAUGUGGGCGUCUACGGGCCCCCAAACACCUUUUACCAUGGGGCGUAUCUGAAGGCCACGAUGCGGUUCCCCUUCAACUAUCCGAUGCAGGCGCCGGAAUUUCACUUCCGCACAACGAUGUUCCACCCGAACGUGUUUGCCAAUGGCAUGGUCUACAUGUCGAUUCUCUACGAUGGCACCUGGUUCCCCACGAUGAGUGCCAGCAACGUGAUGCUUUCGGUGGUGUCGCUCUUGACGGGCCCCGACACCGAUUGGCCGUGCAACAUGGACGCUGCUUAUCUGUACAAUCGAUUUCGCAAUUCGCACGGCAAGGACACGGCCUACUUGGAUCGUUUGGCUCUUCAGAAGACCGAAUGGAAGGAGAUGGCACUGCUCGAUGAUGUUGUUAUUCCUGACACCGUCGAGGAGUACUGUCGCACCGCUAUUGUCGAGGAAGAACUCGUUGAUGAAGAGUUUACCUUGGGCGGGCUCUACGAUUGGAGCGAGUACAGCUCUGCUUCGGAGGCUGAAGAGAAUGAGACUGACGAUUGAAAAUAUCUCCACACACGCUGCUCGUCACUCGGCAGACGGCACUCAGAAUAUGAAUACAUCAUUGACACAACAUAUUUCUGGGGUUUUUGCACAUUAAAGACACAAAACACACUCAGACAUCUACAAAUUACUGGUGUAACAAGCAGACACACCCCACACAAAUAUACAAGACAGCGAAUGAAAAACUCAAUGGAAAAUAAAUCCAGCAAAACUAAAACCA